AUGGGAGGCAGAUCCCCUGGAAGCGCAACCUGGGUGUUGAACCCGGUUAAGAGUCCAGAUAAGGCAUGUAUUUUCGGUAACCUUGUUGCCGUUUCAACACAGGAUUUCCCACGCUCUCGUUUUGGAAAUGAAGAUAUUUUGCUUCUUGCAAAAGGCCUCUAUGUGUUUUCUGCCCGCCCGCUCGAUGAGAUACUGUCCGGACAAAUCGGCAUGUCCGACCCCCAGCGCAAGUGGGCUGAUGUCGCUUUCAAGGAUACGGUUGAGGUGCAGAUCUAUGAUCCGUUCCACCAGGGCGGAGAGGCAUAUCUAGGGUCAACGGAUAUUGAGAUUGAAUUUGCCGGAUCUAAAAAGACGGAUACUUUAUAUGAUCAGGAUGAUCUGGGCGCGGCCGUGAUUAAGAAUUUCGAAAAUCAAAUAUUUGCUCCUGGCCAAAAGAUCUUAAUGGACCACCAUGGCGUCCCACUCAUCUUGAGUGUCAAGACUAUCCAGCGAGUCAACUUGGCUUCUGAGAAGCAGAGCGUCGAGAGGGUUGAGACUGAUCCUUCCGCCAGGGGUAUUAUUACUAGACAUACCUUGAUCAAUUUUUUCAAGGAUGCUCGUAGUGGGAUCAAGAUUAAGCCCUCAAGUCGUCGACCAGUAGCGAACGCCAUCAUCCAGCCCGAUUUCAAAUUCGAAAACAUGGGAAUUGGAGGUCUUGAUUCCGAGUUUUUCACAAUCUUCCGUCGAGCGUUUGCAUCGCGUAUCUUUCCUCCUGGGUUGGUUUCAAAGCUUGGUAUCCAACACGUCAAGGGUAUUCUGCUUUACGGACCUCCUGGAACGGGUAAAACCUUGAUUGCUCGUCAAAUUGGUAAGAUGCUGAACGCAAGGGAACCGAAGAUUAUCAACGGUCCCGAGGUGCUUAACAAGUUUGUCGGACAGUCAGAAGAGAACAUCCGAAAACUCUUUGCCGACGCAGAGCAGGAGUAUAGGGAAAAGGGCGACGAAAGUGGACUCCACAUCAUCAUCUUUGACGAACUUGAUGCUGUAUGUAAGCAGCGUGGAACUGGAACAGGCGGUACCGGCGUGGGAGACAGCGUGGUGAAUCAGCUGCUUUCCAAGCUGGAUGGUGUUGACCAACUCAACAACAUUCUCCUGAUUGGUAUGACCAACCGGAAGGACAUGAUUGAUGAUGCAUUGUUACGACCCGGCCGUCUUGAAGUGCAUGUUGAAAUUUCGCUUCCGGAUGAAGAGGGCAGAGAACAAAUUCUCAAGAUUCACACCCAAAAUAUGAAGGAGAAUGAUUUGAUGGAUGCAAGUGUGAACUUGCCAGAGCUAGCGGCCCUGACCAAGAACUUUUCAGGUGCUGAGAUUGCCGGUCUUGUGAAGUCAGCAACUUCCUUCGCCUUCAAGCGUCAUAUUGAGUUUGGAAAGACCGUCAGGGUCAAGGAGGAUGCUGCGGAUAUGAAGAUCAAUCAUGGAGACUUCCGCCAGGCUCUUGAUGAAAUUCAGCCGGCCUUUGGUAUAUCCGAAGAUGAGCUCAAUCAGCGUAUCCAGUAUGGAAUUAUCGAUUAUUCCGAUGAAAUCGAUCAGAUCCUGAAGGAAGGAGAGUUGUUUGUAAAGGUUGUUGGCGAGGCUGAGCGCACGCGUCUGUUUUCUGUCUUGCUAUAUGGACCUCCCGCAAGCGGAAAAACUGCCCUUGCCGCUCGGAUGGCUAUUGACUCGGGUUUCCCUUUCAUCAAACUGAUCUGUCCUGAAGAUAUGGUUGGGCUCAGCGAACCUGCUAAGGUUCAACACAUCAGCAGGGUAUUUAAUGAUGCCUAUAAGAGUCAGACAAGUGUUGUCGUCCUCGAUAAUGUUGAACAAAUCAUCGAUUAUGUCUCGACAGGGCCCCGAUUCAGCAACUCCGUAUUGCAGACCUUGAUCGUCUUCCUUAAGAAACAGCCUACCAACGGUCGUCGACUUCUUGUCAUUGCAACCACUAAUGAGAGGGCGCUGAUGAAGGAACUGGGUAUUUAUAGAUCCAUUAAUUCUGACGUCAAGGUUCCGAACGUUACAAGACACGAAGAACUUGAACGCAUUAUGCAAGAAUCCGAGGCUUUCACAGACGACCAAAUUCGGGCUGCGCUAGGCCGUAUUGGUGACAUGACGGAGGAUACUGCAGUUGGCGUUGGCAUUAAGAAUAUUCUUCUGGGAAUUGAGACGGCGCGCCGGGACACUGAGAAUAUGGUGGAUAGGUUUGUACAUGUGAUCAACAAAACAAUUGAUCAAGGACGUCUUCCUUCCAGAAACAGGAACGCUGGUAGGUUUGCAGAACGAGAGCAAGAGGAGGGAGAAGGCUUUGCAUAG
Molecule: messenger RNA, 2325 nt
Organism: Aspergillus ochraceoroseus IBT 24754
Lineage: Eukaryota; Fungi; Ascomycota; Eurotiomycetes; Eurotiales; Aspergillaceae
Product: AAA family ATPase SEC18
Exons: 3
Coding region: 1-2325 (774 amino acids)
Biological process (GO): SNARE complex disassembly; Golgi to plasma membrane protein transport; intra-Golgi vesicle-mediated transport
Cellular component (GO): Golgi stack
Molecular function (GO): ATP binding; ATP hydrolysis activity
Source: RefSeq, a predicted model, not a curated record